CCACCGUGUUGUCAACUAUCUCAGACCCACCCCGCCAUGUCGACGACUGCGAGAAAGACAUUCGAAAUCAACAAUGAUGUUCAAACUCUAGACCCGUCGGCGGCUAUCUUCCAGUACGGCCGCGAAGAGGAGAGUGCCCUCGAGAACAGUGCUCCUUGGAAGAAUGACCCACAUUACUUUCACACUGUCAAGAUAUCUGCCAUUUCUCUAAUCAAAAUGGUGACUCACGCCCGCUCGGGAGGCCUCUACGAGAUCAUGGGAGUGAUGUAUGGCAAAGUACGAGAUGGCACUUUCUGGAUCAUGGACGUCGCCGCUCUUCCCGUCCAGGGUACGGAAACCCGAGUGAACGCUGGUAACGAGGCAAUGGAGUACAUGGUCAACUUUCAGGAGUCCAACAGGGAAGCUGGCAAGGGUGAGCUUCUACGAGGUUGGUAUCAUUCACAUCCCGGCUACGGCUGCUGGCUUUCCGGUAUCGACGUCAACACUCAAAUGACGAAUCAGACCUUCAACGAUCCAUACCUCGCCGUCGUGAUCGACCCCAACAGGACUGUCUCUGCAGGGAAGGUUGAGAUUGGCGCGUUCCGCACCUACCCCGAAAACUACUCCCCGCCGUCCGCCGGCAAAUCUCAAUACCAGUCUAUCCCGAUGGACAAAAUCGAAGACUUUGGUGUCCACGCCGCAUCUUACUACCCUCUCAAGGUUGAAAUCUACAAGAGCAGAUUGGACGAAAAGAUGCUUGAUCUGUUGUGGAACAAGUAUUGGGUCGCAACCCUCAGUUCCAAUUCUCUGGUUUCGGUGGGCCACUUGCGCGAUCAAAGUAGGCCUUAUUUUGACGUUGUGAUUAGAACCUCGAGUACAACACCUCCCAGGUCAAGGACCUCAAUGCCAAACUCCAAGAUGCUACCUCAAACCUUUCUACCUCUUCUGCAAAACUGAAGCUGAAACCCGCCGAUGCUUCCAAAUCGACAUCCGGCAAGGGCAAGGAGAAGGAACCGGAAGAAGUUGAAGAAGAGGAAACCCCUUUGAGCAAAGUGGCAAAGUAUAGUACCCACAUCACUCAAGAAGCGCACAAUGGCAUUGUGUCUCAGCUUCUCAAAGAAAAGUUGUUCAGCACACCGCUAUCGCGGCCAGUGGGCGAAGAAGCGGCAUUGGCGGCGGUCCAGGGGAAGCAGGUGGUGCGCCUGUAGAACCAGUAUCACGAAAAAGUAGACGAGCUGGCUAGACACUGCAUGUAUCAUAUCACGUU
Molecule: messenger RNA, 1246 nt
Organism: Cryptococcus amylolentus CBS 6039
Lineage: Eukaryota; Fungi; Basidiomycota; Tremellomycetes; Tremellales; Cryptococcaceae
Product: COP9 signalosome complex subunit 5, variant 2
Exons: 9
Coding region: 37-936 (299 amino acids)
Biological process (GO): protein deneddylation
Cellular component (GO): COP9 signalosome; cytoplasm
Molecular function (GO): metallopeptidase activity; deNEDDylase activity; protein binding
Source: RefSeq, a predicted model, not a curated record